CUCCGUCUGGUCUUCCCCAAAUCGACAUUUCGCCUUACACUGCACGCAAAGUCCCAAACAUGCAGCAGAGCUCGCGUCAGAUCUAAACGACUCGCCACCCGCCGACGACGACGACGCGCCACCCGCCGACGACGAGAAGAAGAGCAGGAGGCGAGCGGAACGGCCGGCGAGGAGCGAGGAUCUGGCGCGGCCCCCCAAGAUUCGGGAACCUCGAUCCUCGCCUGCCAGGCCCCCGGCGUCGGAUCCCGCCGAUUCGAGGGAGGAGGAUCUGAUGGUGGCUGUGGCGGGGUGGUGAUUUCGGGGUACUCGGCUGCGGAGACGGAAGCUCGGUUGACUGGAUGGACAAGAACAAGAACAGGACUGACCUUCUUGCGGCCGGGCGUAAAAGGCUUCAACAGUUUCGUCAGAAAAAGGAUGGGAAGAGCAGCUCUAGCCAUGGAAAAUCCUCAAAAAAGCUUGGUAAAUCCGAGCAGAAUGAGACUGAUCCUGAUGUCAUGCCUACUUCCUCCACACCUCCGACAGUAGUGCACAAUGCUGAGGUGGAGAGUGGUUCGCAACUCCCAGAAUCUGAGGUGGGUGCUGAGCACAGAACAGUGCCACAAGGAUCAGAGGAUGCUGCAGCUUCUCCCGAUGUCUCCAUUGCAACUCAUGGUUCAAGUUCAAUUCCCCCAUCAACUGCCUCUAACGGCAGAGAAAGCGAAUUUGCCCAAGUUGCAGAAUCUCCCGAAGCUGUGUCAGUGACAACUGUGGAUGAAGAGCUUGGUGCUGAUUCCUCAAGCCUAAAUGAAGGGGAAAGCACAGGAAGAGAAAUGUUAGAAGUGCUAGAUUCUAAUGCAAAAAUGGCACAGACCAAUACCUUCUUCAGUGUUAGUGACAUUCUGCCUGCUAAUAUAGGCGAUGCCUCGGAGGGGACAACUGCUUUGGUUGGGAGGGAGAUGCUAAUUGGGGAAAAUCAAAAGGAAUCACCUAAAAGCAAGAUGCUAAAUGGUGAAAAUCAAGAGGCUCUGGUGCUUGAACAUAAGCAUGAUGUGGAUGUGCCAUUGAUACAUCAGGAGGUCGUUCAGGCAUCAGAUGACGCUGAUGGUUUGGGUAUGGAGCAUCAUGAUGGAGGUGAAAACUUGGAGCUUGAAGGCAAUCAUACAUCCUCUAUGCCUGAGCCUGGCGAGAGUUUUGCAAAGCUGACCCCUGGAGAAGUCAAGGAGGCAGCAUCUGCUACGGGUGAAGUUGUUGAGGCAGAUAUAGUGCAUGCUGAGCCUUCUGCCAAAAAUGAGUCAGAUGAGUUAACCGCUCCUUCUUUGCCUGCAUCAGACCCACAUCAAGUUCUGGAUAUUACUCCAGAAUAUCCAAACCAGCAGGAAGAGCAGGUAACUGAUAAUGGCAACUCAAACAUGUCAUUGGCAUCUGGUGAACAGGGCGUCUUUGAAGAUGAACCAGAUAAUGAUGAUGUGAAGGCUGCUAAAUCUAGUGAGGGUUAUCAACAGCAUUAUGCAUUAGUGGGAUCUAUAGAGGAUAAAGACAUGAGCCAUAAAGGGCAUUGGGAAAGUACAACAAGUUCGUCACAGGUGGUCUUCCCUCUUUCAGCGGAUGUGAGCUCUAUUAGCCUCUCAGAGCUUACAGAGGUGAUAAAGAAACUUAGUGAAGACGAAUAUAAUUUGGUGCUUAAAGCAAGAGAAUCAGUUUCUAGUGCAAAUCUAGAGUUGAAUUUAAGUUCUCCAGUUGAAGAGCACAGCAGUUUGGGAGUUGUAGGACAUCUUGAAGAAGAACUGGUUUCAAUGAACUUUACGAAAGAUAUCUUCCAUUUGCAGCUAGAGGAAUGUUCCAAGUUGCAGAAAGAACUUUUUAAUCAGCGGUUUCAGUUGACUGAUGAGAUAUCUAUGCUCCAAGGUUCACUAGCUGCUGUUCAGGAGAAGAACGAUUCUCUCACUGAGGAGCUUCUGUGGUGCAGGUCUGAACAUGAUGCAGUUGUUUGUGGGAGAGAUGAUUUCUGCACUCAACUUCAUGCUGCAAAGGAUGAGAUUCAGGAGUUGGGUGCAAGGGCAUUCGAAUUGCAGAAUUCACUGGAAAUGUCACAGGAAAAUUUGAGGAAACAAUCAGGAGAUCUGGCUGAUUGUAAGAGUUCAAUGGCGACUUUGCAGAUUGAAAAUGAAAGAUUGAAUGGAAUCAUUAGUUUGGGGGUUGAGGAGAGAAAGAAUCUUGAGGAUGAAAAAGAGAAUCUUUUGCGUGAGAAUCAGAGGUUGUUGAUUGAUCUGGAUGAAAGCCAGAGACUGAUGAGAGGUCUACAGGCUGAAAUUGCAACUUUAAAUGGAGACCAUGCUUCCAUGUUGGAGGAAAGUAAAAAACUUGAGGAAGAGAAGGAACGUCUUGCUCGAGAAAGUGAAGGAUUAAGCAUAGAGGUAAUUGGUUUGAAGAGUUCAGUGGAGGCCUUAGAGGUCGAGAAGGCCGACUUACACAAGUCCCUUGCUCUGGUGACACAGGAGGUAAACAAGACAAGGAAUGAGAAUGAUCAUUUUGCCCUUGAGUCUGAGAGACUUUCAUCUGAGGUCCUUGUUCUUCAGGAGCAGUUAUCUAUAAAGCAGAAGGACCUACUGCGAGCUGAAGAAGAUCUUGAAGUAAAAACUAUUCGCAUUGAACAGCUGACUGAGAAAAAUCUUUCUCUAAGUAGCAGUCUUGAUUUAUACAUGGCCAAGAUGAAGGAAUUGGAUGACAAGCAUAUCCAAAUUGAAACAUCAGCUGAGGAAGCUGGUAACGAAGUCAAAUCUAUGGAAGCACAAGGUCUAAAAGGGGUAGUUGAUGCUAUGGGCCUUUCUGAAGCUCUCAAAAACAGAGCUAUUGAAGUGUCAUCUAGUGUGAUGGAGAAACCACUAUCUUGCUGCCAGGAAACAGGAAGUCAAGCUGGAGUGGUUAUGGAGAAAUUCUCUAAUGAAUAUUCUGAAUUUCUUGGCUUGAGCAGACUGUUGAAGAAGAUGGAGAAAAUAGUUCAAAAACUUGAGAAGGCAGUUGAUAGUAUGCAUUCUCAAUCGACAUCCUCAAGCAAGUCGGGUGGUAAAGCGGCUGCAGCUGGAGUGUCAAAACUGAUCCAAGCGUUUGAGUUGAAGACACAUCUUGAUGAACAUGAGGAAGAGGAUGGGGGUGAAGAUCAACCAGAGGAAGAUCCUUACUCUUCAUCACAGAAGCAGAUAGGAAAUCUGAAAGCAAUAUGUAAGCUGUUGAGUUUUGAUGUUGAUAAUGCUGCUGCUCUGUUUAACGGAGAACUGGAUGGUAGAAGAGCUGCCAAUGCAAUGAUUAGGGAACUAAAGAAUCAAUGUGAAACUUUGAGGGAACACUCUGACACUCUUGAAGCAAGUGCCAUCGAAUUGGGAGUUCUGUAUGAAGUGCUGAAGCAAAGAACAUCCAGCCUUGAAUCAGACAACAGUCUACUUGAGGCACAUUGUGAAGCCUUGAAACAGCAGAGCACAGUUCUUAGAGAAGAAAACACUGAGCUUAAUGAUAAGCUCGAGGAGUGCCAAAACAGAAUGUACAAUUUGGGAAGUCAGUUGCAUGAGUUACAGCAAUACUCAAAUGAAACGAUGUCUGCAUUGCAAAGUCGGUUAGAAAGUUUCCAGACACAGGCCACUGAUAGGACAGUAAUGCUCCAGCUAGAAUGGAGUGUACUUGUUAAUGAAAGUGAAACAGUUAGUAAACUAGACGAGCAUACCUCUACUGUCUCAGUUCGAAAUUUUGAUGGCUUGGACAUUAGCAGCCAUGUUGCUGCUUCUGUUAGUGCUGCCAUUGAAGUGAUUGACAAUUUGCAGGGAAAACUGGAAGACAUUUCCAAGGAUCGUGAAGCAAUCAUUGGGCUAUACAAGGACUCAAAUGAAAAGUUGUGUGUUCUGCAGGGGAAGAGUGAAUUGGCUGUAACUUUACUGAAUAGUGUGUAUAGUAACCUUAGAAAAACUGUACAUUCUUCACUGAGGUCUGUGGAACCUAGUGAGACUCAGAUAGAAACAGAGGGACUCCAUGAUCCAUUAAAUCCAAUUAAUUAUGAUGCUCUUAUGGAACAAGUGGCCAACAUUCUCAGCGAGAGGCUGCAACUUGGCUCUGAAAUUGAUCUUCUCAGGUCUCAACUGGAGAGCAGAAUGCAAGAAAUCCAGGAACUUAAUGCCAGAUGUGUCGAUAUGGAUUUGAUUCACAGGUUUAUUGAAGAUGUUGAAACUGUAGUAAAUGUUGAAGAGGUGGAAGGCUUUGAUGGACCUCCUCUAUCUCGUUUAGGGUCAUUAAUUUCUUUCCUUGUUCAGAAAUACAGAGACACGAAUGAGCAUGUGGUAUUCUCUAGAAAUGUAAUAGGAUCAAAGGAGAUGGAAUUGUCAGAAUUGCAGGACAGGUUAAUGCAGUCAAGUUCAUUGAAUCUUCAGCACGAGAACGAAAUCCUUAUUCUGAAGGAAAGCUUGAGCCAGGCAAAGGAAGCAAUUAAUGUGGCUCAGACACAACUUCAUGAUAAAAUAGUUGAGCUCGAACAAUCAGAGCAGCGAGUGGCUUCCUUGAGGGAGAAACUUAGCAUUGCUGUUGCCAAGGGGAAAGGUCUGGUUGUGCAACGCGAUAGUUUAAAGCAGUCCCUGGCUGAUACCUCAAGCGAAUUGGAGAAAUGUUCGCAGGAGUUACAGUUGAAAGAAGCCAGACUUCUUGAGGUAGAGAUAAAACUUGGGACCUACUCAGAGGCAGGUGAGCGUGUGGAAGCUCUGGAAUCUGAACUUGCGUACAUCCGUAACUCAGCCAAUGCAUUACGGGAAUCUUUUCUUCUUAAAGACUCAUUAUUACAGAAGAUAGAAGAGAUUUUGGAAGAUCUAGAUCUGCCUGAGCAUUUCCAUGCAAAGGAUAUCGUUGAAAAGGUUGAAUGGUUGGCAAGGUCAGUUUCUGGUAGCUCUUUGCCUCUUGCUGAUUGGGACCAGAAGAGCUCAGUUGGUGGUCCCCACUCAGAUGCUGGUUUUGUUAUUAUGGAUCCCUGGAGAGACGACAUGCAGCCAGGCUCAAAUUCUGUAGAUGAUUUGCGAAGAAAGUAUGAUGAGCUCCAAGGUAAAUUUUAUGGUUUGGCUGAGCAAAAUGAAAUGCUCGAGCAAUCAUUGAUGGAGAGGAACAACUUGGUUCAGAGAUGGGAAGAAAUUUUGGGCAAAAUUAAUUUGCCUUCGCAGGUGAAGUCUGUGGAACCAGAGGAAAAAAUCGAGUGGCUAUGCAAUUCAUUCUCAGAGGCUGAAAAUGAUAGGGCUUCUCUACUGAAAAAGAUUGAUGACCUUGAAAGCUAUUGCUCUUCACUUGCUGCUGAUAUGGAAGAAUCACAGAGGAGAAUAUCUGACCUUGAGGCAGAUCUUAAGGAAGUCUCUGAUGGGAGAGAGCAAUUUUCUGAAAGUUUGGGGAUACUGAGUGAAAACCAUGAGAAACUAUCAGAGAAGGCAUUGCAGCUUGAACAUGAGAAUGAAAAACUGAAGACCGAAGCCUUUGAUUUGCACCAAACAUUAGCUGAGUUGGCUGGAAAUGAAGAAACUAUUUGGACAACCGAACGAGAGAUUAGAAGAUUGCAGGAAGUGGUUGGUGACGUGUUGAAUGAUCAUAUUACAGAAGAUGUGGAUAAUGGCAGAUCUAGUAUUGCAGUUUUGGAAGAUCUUCUGCAAAAACUUAUUGAGAAGUUCACUGCCCUUCGAUCAACAGAAUCCGUACUUGCUGAUGCAACUGAUAUGCACACUGAGAAGGCUGAUGCAACAGCCAUUGGGCAAAGAGCGAUGGACACAUUGGGUGGAGAGGAGCCUGGCAUCAUGGUUCCAAAGAAGCAACUGGAGGAGGCGCUGAGUGAAUUGAUGCAGGUGAAGCAGGAGAGAGAUAGCUACUUGGAAAAAAGUGAAUCGUUGUUUCAUGAAGUUGCAGCACUAGGUAAAAGAGGAGACGAGUUGCAAGGAUUACUUAAUCAGGAGGAGCAAAAGACUGCAUCUCUUAGAGAGAAGUUAAAUGUUGCUGUUAGAAAAGGUAAGUCGUUGGUGCAACAACGUGACAAUUUGAAACAGAACAUCGAAGAGACAAAUUCAGAAAUGGAUCAUUUGAAAGCUGAGAUCAGCCGCAGGGAAUCUAUUCUUGCAGAGUAUGAACAUAAGAUUAAAGACCUAUCCUCUUACUCAGGUAGGGUUGAAGCUCUUGAGUCUGAGAUUCUGUUCUUAAGGAAGAGUUCGGAAGAAAAUGAGCUUUCCUGGCAGAAUAAAGGCAGUACUUUGAGUGCAAUUUUAAGUACUUUAGCUGACAUGGAUGUGGGUUCAGAAGUAAACGCCAGUGACCCCAUCGAAAGAUUGAGACAGAUUGAGCAACUGUGCCAUGAGUUACGUCGAGCCAUUGCUUCUUCGGAACAAGAGUCAAAGAAAUCUAAAAGGGCAGCAGAACUACUCCUUGCAGAGUUGAAUGAGGUUCAAGAGAGGAAUGAUAGUCUACAGGAGGAGAUAACACAAGUAGCCAGUGAGCUGUCCAAACUUUCUCAGAUAAAGAAUGCUGCAGAGGCUGCCAGACUCCAAGCUAUUUCACGUUAUGAAAGUUUAUCUUCUGUUCACAAUGAGGAAAGGAGGAAGCUGUUUUCUGAGUUCACGAAAAUGAAAUCUUCCUUAGAACUUCUCUGGAAGGUUUUCUCUGAUUAUAAUGGCUUACUAGCUGAUGUUCUGUCUGAGGAUUAUGAAAUACUACACAAUCUGGGAACUGCCAUGGAGUAUUCUCUUGGAAAAAUUGACGCUAUUGAUGUGAUUGGGCCAAUGAAGUCUAGUUCUCUUCCUGCUGUUUCCAAUCAUGCUAAAAAGGAUAAGUAUUUCUACAUUAAUACUGGGUCAGAUUCUGAGACUUUGAACCAGUUUGUUGAUGAAGAUCUACCUGAAAUUUGGAGUUUCUUUGAGAAUCAACUGCAACAAUUCUCUUCAGGGAUUGUUUCUUUAAAGGAAGAUCUCCACAAACAUUCUAGUGCAUUCCAAGAACAGGCCAGCAGUCUUUCCAAAAUGUUAACUGUUAUAAAUAGAGAAAUUAUUGGCCAAAAGGAGUCAUCUGAAGUGACUGAAAGAGAUGUAGAACGUUUAAAGUCAACUCACAGAGAAAAGGACAAAGAGAUUUCUUUCCUGCGCCGUGGCAUGACCUUGCUUUGUGAAGCAUGCUCCAGUUCCCUUGCAGAAAUUGAAAAUAGUCAAGCUGCUUUGUUAGGGAAGAAUUUGGCCACUGUAGAUUCAAGAACAAACUUGGAUUUCCUCCAUGGGGGAUUUUCUGCUGAUGAUACCCGUUUUUCAUCAGAGGAAUUUUUGAAACACUUUGCUGACCGACUCCUAACAAGUGUGAAAAAUUUUGCCUCUGUGAAAGCCGAAAUUGUUGACAACAGUCAGAAAGAAUUGAAGGGUACAAUAGCAAAUUUACAGAAGGAGCUUCAGGAGAAAGACAUCCAGAAAGACAGGAUCUGCAUGGAGCUUGUGAAUCAGAUUAAGGAAGCUGAAGCUGCUGCUUUAGGGUAUUCAUCAGAUCUCCAAUCUUCAAAAAGUGUGGUCCACAACUUGGAGAUAAAAAUUGCAGAAAUGGAGGCUCAACAUACCUUAUUGCAGAAGAGAUUAAAAGAGAUGCAAGAUGGGCAAAUGGCAUCAACAGAAUUACAGGAGAGGCUCCAAUCGCUGACUGAUCUUCUAGCUUCUAAAGAUCAGGAAAUUGAGGCCCUGAUGCAAGCACUUGACGAGGAGGAGACACAGAUGGAAUACUUGGGCAAAAAGAUCGAAGAGCUAGAGAAAGUUUUGGAACAAAAGAAUCUGGUUGUGGAAGAACUUGAAGCUUCUCGAGGGAAGGCUUUGAAAAAGCUUUCUAUAACAGUGAAUAAAUUUGACGAACUUCAUCAUUUCUCAGUUAGUCUUCUUGCUGAGAUUGAAAAGCUUCAAGCCAAAAUAAAAGAACAGGAUUCUGAGGUGUCUUUCUUGAGGCAAGAGGUCACGAGAUGCACCAAUGAUGUUCUUGUGUCAUCUCGGUUGAGUAAUAAUAGAAAUGCCGAAGACUUCUUUGAGUUCUUAACAUGUAUUGAGACCUUGGUACCUGGGCUACCAUUGCAUGAUGUCAGUGAUAAGAAGAGCAUCCAGGUGAGUGAAUACAAGGAAUUGCUUCGGAAGAAGAUUGAGACUAUUGUUUCUGAAUUGGAGGAUUUAAGGGCAGCAGCUCGUAGUAAGGAUGCCUUGUUGCUGGUAGAAAGAAGUAAGGUAGAGGACUUGACACGCAAAGGGGAGACUUUUGAAAGGUCUUUACGUGAAAAGGAAUCCCAAUUAAAUUUACUUCAAGGUGGGGAAGAUUCAAGGCAGCCAUCCAGCGUGACUUCUGAAAUUGUUGAACUUGAACCGGUGAUAAACAAAUGGGCUGUGACUCCUACUCCCAGCACCCGUCAGGUGCGCAGUUUGCGUAAGGCAAAUAAUGACCAAGUUGCCAUUGCCAUUGAUGAAGAUCCCACUAGCAGUUCUAGGUUAGAAGAUGCGGACGAUGAUAAAGUCCAUGGUUUCAAGUCACUUACGACAUCAAGAAUUGUCCCGAAAUUUACAAGACCUUUGACAGACAUGGUUGAUGGGCUCUGGGUCUCUUGUGAUCGGACAUUGAUGAGACAACCUGCUUUACGGCUUGGCAUUAUUGUAUAUUGGGCUGUAUUGCAUGCACUACUUGCUUCUUUAGUAGUAUAAGCAGAGGAGACUGGUCAUCUGGUUGUACAAUUCGAUGCCAUUAACCAUGUUGAAUUCAUUUGGGUGGGCACCAAGCUUGCCUGACAGAUCAUUUUUGUUUUCUUCCUUUUUUGGGUCAAUUAGAUAUUGUCAAGGCUCAUUUAUUAUUUAGCUGAACCAGGCAGCUGCGAUUUCUCAGUUUUUUUGAUAUAUGUGAAUCUCAGGAUGCUUGGUCAUAGUUGAAUAAAGAAGGAAAAAGGAAGUUGUGGUGGCCAUUUAUAGAACUACACUGAUUGCAGAUUGUAUUACAGGACUUGACUCUUGUGAGUACCAUACAAAAGGUUGUACAUCUCCUAUUAUUUCAAUGUAUGAAAAUUGGCCUCUUCCUUUGACGCA
Eucalyptus grandis is the source of this 9059-nucleotide messenger RNA. RefSeq names its product ninein. NCBI's taxonomy places the organism in Eukaryota, Viridiplantae, Streptophyta, Magnoliopsida, Myrtales, Myrtaceae. The record is from RefSeq and is a predicted model, not a curated record.